CUUUCUCUUCCUCCUUCUUUUUCUCUUUCUCUUUCUCUUUCUCUUUCUCUUUCUCUUUCUCUCUUUCUUCGCGAACGCGCGUGAAUCGUUUCAAGAAAAUAUUCGAGUAGCGCGACGAGUAGAAAAUUUUUCAAUGCGCAAUACAUUCAAGUGCUAAUUACACUUUCAAAUUUACUUAUUAUCGCUGGUACAAAAAACGCGAAAUAUGUCUGGUAUUUCGUACCUCGUAACAGAGAAGUUCAUUUAUUCGGUUUACUACAUGAAACGAGAUAUCAAGAACAGAUGGCGUUAGGUUUUGAUGCGAAUGGAUAGAGUUUGUCCGAAGAACAAUAGAGGCAUCAUAGUUAGUGGUAGAAGCAAAAACAGUCAUGAAGUUUAUCAUGGAGAUUGUUUGUUUGAAUAUGUGACGUGAUAUAUACAAUAACGUUGCACAGUAUUGUCAGAAUGACGUUCAUGUUCUAUCCUUGCAAAAGAGUACUUUAAACCCGAUGUCAUUAAAAAGAAUACACUUUUGUUUACUACGCAGAUAAAUUAGAUUAAAAAUGGCUGAUGUCAGAUUGCUUAUACAAGAAGAAGGUCGUGCAGCAAGAAAUCUAAUUGCUUUUAAUGUACCAGUUGGUACAAAUAAUACAGAGAAAGUAACAAGGAAACCACCUAGUGUACCAAGAGUGGUUCAAUCUGGAUCUAUGAAGAGAACUAUGAAACCAGCCUCCAGAGUGAGAUCGGCUUCCACUGGUCGAGACAAAAAGUCUGAAUUACAAGCUCGAUAUUGGGCUUUUCUAUUUGGAAAUUUACAAAGAGCGGUAGACGGUAUAUAUCAAACGUGCGAAGAAGAUGAAAAUAUUUCUGAAUGCAAGGAAGUAAUUUUAGUGUUGGAAAAUUAUACAAAAGACUUCCAUAAUUUAAUAGAAUGGUUCAAAGUUAAAUGGGCGUAUGAAAAUUCUCCACCACCAUUAAGGCGUACGCCUUUGGCUUGGGAAGUAAGGAAGACUUCCCCUUGUCGUAUUUGGAAUUCAACUAUAAUUCCAAAAUCGACUAGCCCUUUACAAAGGAUAAGUCCGCCAGAAUCCACAUGCAGAAGUCCUAUCGAUCAAGUUAUUUCAGAGAUAAAACCCAUGGUUACAGACAAUAAAAUAAAUCAUAUAAAAGAGGAAUCGUUACAUAAAAUAAUAAAGGAUAAUAAGAAUAACGUCUCUAAAAACAAUUCGACAAAUAUUAAAGAAAAAAGGAAGAAUGUGAUAGAGAGAGGUAUGAAUCAAUCGUCCAACAAAGAAAGAUGCAUAGCAUCCAAAACUAUUAAUAAAGCUCUUGUAAAACCUGCAACAAAUGCAAAAGCUAAUGGAAAUAGUUUAAUAGAUAAUAAAGCAACAAGCGAAGAUGCAUGUGAUUCUAAAAAUAAGGCAGAUACAAGAAACAUUGCAAAACAAAGUAAAAAUUCAUCACAAAAUGUAAGUACUUUGAAAACAUCGGAUUCGAAUUUAGCGAUUGAGAAACAAACUUGUAUUAAUAAUAAAAAUGUGAAAUCAAGUAUCUAUCAAAACGUGGAAUCGAUGGAUAAGACGAUUAAGGAGAAUGAAACAAAUGGUAAGCUUAGCGAUCGAAGUAAAUCAGAGAUUACAUUGAUACCUAAUAAAAAGAACACAGAAUUGAGAAAAAAUGAUAUUAAUACCAAAGGUACUAAACAGAAUAUAGACAAUAACGAAAGUAAAAUCAUUAUAGAAAAUGUAAACGUGGAUAAUAAGAUGAUACAAGUUAACAAUAAAUUGCAAACACAAAAUAUCGAUACGACGGUAGCCUCAAAAAACGCAAAAAAUACGAUAGAAUCGAAUAAAAUAAAGCAGAAAACAAAUAAGCAAUGUAUAAAUGCUGACAAAAUAGAUAAUAAAUUAAUUACAAAAUAUUCGAACAAAGAAGCGCAUAAUACGAACCAAGCUGCAUAUUCAACGGUAUCAUCGCGUAGACGAUCUAAUGAACAAACAACAAAUUUAUCAGAAACACCUAAAUUCACCAGAAGUAAAACAACUUUGAGCGACAGAACCGUAUCAUCUGCAAAUAAAGCCAGACCAGGAACAUCUGUUAUAAUCAGACGUCGACCUCAACAAUUGGAGAGGAAGGGCAAUGAGAGUUUGUCGAAGAAAACUCAAGAUAACGAUAUAAACGGUUCGGUAGAAGUAUUAACGAAACAAACGAGUAACGUUAAACCUAAAGACGAAGGUGAUGGCUGGCAAACGGUUCGAAGUCGUUAUAGAAGAGGGAGUACUCACAAUUUAAAUAUGUCGACACGUUUUCAUAAACCAAGUACAGCUACAUCCUUGCCAGCUUUAUCCAUAGAAAGUCCUUCCGAACGAAAUAAGAAGAAUUGUUUUACACCCGAUGGGAAUAAACAAAAGAAAAAGUGUGUGGUAGGGAAAGCUGGGAAAAAUAUAAACAACGAGGUGGAGAAAGUCAAAGGAGAAUCUGUUUUAAAUGGUAACAAAGUUAAAACCGCUUGGGAUAGCAACGUCAAGAAGACUCCUGCAUUGUCGAUAAACGAUACCAAUUCUACAUCGAUGAUCGCAGCAAUUUUCAAAAGCGAUGCUGAGUUACUUGAAAAACGUAUACAACAGUUCAUGGCCGCUCAAGCUGAAAGAGAACGGAUCAUUUUAGAAGAGGAAAGGAAGACCGAAGAAGCGGAUUCUCAAAGAUCCCAACAAUUGUCGGACGAGGAAGCUUCUUUGCAAAGGCAAAUUUUAGAAUUAGAAUCUACCGAUAUCGACAUUGACACUGAAACCGAUGAAACCGAUGGAGAAAUGGUUCUUGAGAUAGAGGACGAGCAAUCGGUAGUAAUCGAUGCUGUCUCCGACGAUAUCAGUUUAGAAGAUAGAUACGAAAAUAUGUUGGAAGGUAUGUCAUGGGCAGAACGAGUCGAUGUUCUUGCGCAGUUACAAGCACUCGUUGCACGUCAUCCUGGACGAGCUCUCGAGCUACAUCAAAAGUUAUCCUCACCGUCUAGAAAACGAUCCUUGCCCGAAACUUUACGUAGAUAUCAAGCGAAACAGGCAUGUGCUCAACACAAACGUCAAAAAUUAUUGAUGGAAAAGUCGCAAAGAUUGAGGGAAUUAUUGAACAAGGUCGAGGAUGUGAAGAGUGCAAAAAAUCAAUUGAUAGAAGACAAGAGAAUCAGAAUGGAGAUGAAACUUAAGAGAGCGGAGGAAAAUAGAACGCAGCAUUUAUUGGAGAUAGUAAGGAAAGCUCACGAUGAGGAUUCGAAGUUAAAAGAAAUCGCUUUUAUCAAUGAACUCGAAGCACAAAACAAACGACAUGAUUUUAUGGCGUUGUGUCAGGAACAAGAGGAAAGAUUGCAGGGUAUACAAGAGGAACGUCAAAGACGUCAGGAAGAGAAAGCUGCGAAAGAAGCUGCCGCUGAGGAACGUAGAAGAGCUUUGGAAGCUGAGAGACAAUUGCGUAUACAAAAGAUGAAACAAGCUAGACGUGAACGAGAAGAGAGAGUUGGUAAAAUGCAACUUGAAAGAGUGAAAGAACGUCAAGAACUAGCAAGAGAAAAAGCUAGAGAUCGGGAAGAAAGAUUGUCGGCACUUCACGCGGCUCAGUUAGCUAAUCAAGAGGAAUUACAAAAAAAGAUAGCUCACAAGCAGCAAGAAUCAGCUAGACGGCACGUUGAAAAUAUAGAACAUAUUCGUCAAAGAGCCGUCGAGUCCUCUAUUUUAAGAUCGGAAGAAGUUCCACCCACUCUCAAAUCUUAUCCUAUUCAAAAGCAAUGUUCACUCUGCGGUACACACAUUACGAACGAGGUAUAUCUCCUGAGUCAUUUGAAAGGGAAAACUCAUCUCGAAGCUGUACGUAACGCACACGAUGGUAGAGAACCAUCGAGAGACGAACUUCAACGAUUCAAUAUAGCUCAAAUACGUGACGUUUCGACGCCAACAUCCAAUAGUACUAGCUCGAACGUCGUUAAUAAAGCGUUGAAGGAAAAACAAAAGGCAUUGAAACGUCGUUGUAGGAAAAUAAAACAACGUAUUACUUCUCGCGGUCAUGAAUGGGAAAACGCACAGAAAAACGAGAGUCUUCCUUUGGUUGUCCUCGAGUCUACGAACAAAGUAAAGUUUCGACGGAAUUUAAAGGAAUUGGAUAGAUUGUAUAAUUAUUUGAAAAGCGCUGGCUCCAGUAUCGCCGUUGCUACUUUGGAACGUUGUUUCGGUGAAAUUGCUAGAGCUUUGUCGAAAUCGUGUCCUUUUGAUCAAGACGUGUUAAGGUCCUUAAACGGAUUCGACAUUUUUACAAAUCUAUUAAGUUUAAGCUUAAACGUUCAAAAUUCGUCGCACUGCUUACCUAAUAAGAGCAUAAUCUCGCUGUGCAAAGUGUACAAGUCUGGUAUAAGCGGGAAUGCAAACAACAUCGAAGUGAUUCUAUCGAGCAACAAGGUUCUCGUGAUUUUGGAUCUUCUUUUACAACGUUUAGAGACUCUCACGGAUUUGGACGAUCACAUACAGGCGCAGGAAACACUCGGUAAUUCGACGGGAAAUAGUAUCGUUGCCUCUGGAAUGGCACAGUUGUUCUGUAGUUUGAUCCCCGAAGAGCCCUUCGAGAAGUCAACGUUACAAAGUCGAGUGCAGGAUAUUGCUGGAUAUUUGAUAGCAGGCGGACUGGUCGAGAAAGUCUCGCUUCACAGUCGUGCACUGAUAGAAGCAGAUUUCUUUUUGGAUCAAGAACACGAGUCACCUUUGUUGUUGGCGUCCUUCGAUCUACUCACACGUAUCUGUUAUCAUUUGAAACGUUCGAUCACUCCUGACAAUCCAGUUCAUAAUAGUAAUAACAAUAAUAACAAUAACAAUAACAAUAACAAUAAUAAUAAUAAUAAUAACAAUAAUAAUAAUAAUAAUAAUAAUAACAACAAUAAUAAUAAUAACAACAACGAGAAUAACGAGCAAACCACAAGCACGGAGACACAUCUCAUAUCGAGCUUGUUUACAACGGAAGCAGCUGGUGCAAUUGGUGCACUUUAUGCAGCAGUUGCUUUGAAUACGUUCAAUCAAAAGGGAUCUUCACCUACGCCGAAUCAAACGAUGCCUUCGAUAGCCACGAGAAUGUUGAUAAUACGUGGACUACGAUUACUCAAGGCUUUCGCUGAACUAGAUCUUCAGAGGUUCCAGAAUCUUCUUGGAUCAGAAGGAACGAGUCUACAAUGGCGACUGAUAGCGAGCCAAGUGAUAACCCGUCUAUCACGAGAUCCGCUAACAGAAAAAUCAACAUCUGGUACUUCUGGUAACCAAAACACGAGUGGUACCUACAUCCUAUCCGAAUUGUUCACCGUUCUCGGAUAUUUCGCUGUUAACAAUACGGAAAAUCAGUUGAUCCUCCAAUCAGCUGGUGCUGGACCAAGCGUUCUCCAACAAUUUUGUACAUUACCCUUCCCAUUUUAUGGUGAUCCAAGAUUAACGCCGUACACAUUACCGGCAUUACUGGCAGCUACGCAUUGCAAUCCAGAGGCAAAGGCCAUUCUCUCGUGUGAAUUAUCUUAUCAGCUUCUGGAGGAGUACAGAAACUCCGAGGAAGGUAAACUGAAUCCUCUGGUACGUUUACUGAAGGAUCCUUCUAGUCCUUGAUAUCGAGAAGGGUUUUGAUUAGUUUGCUUUUCUAUUCAUUAGGAUAUAGAAAAAUAUAGAAAAUAAUCGUAACCGAGAUGCUUCUUUCGUUCGUUAUCGUAUCAAAUGUAAUUCCAUUCAUUUUUUCGACGAUAGAAUUGCGAAUCUCUCUCUUUUUCUUUCUCUCUCUUUUCUCUUUCUUUCGCACGUGAGAAUAUUUAAUAACGAUAAUAAUAAUAUAAUAAUAAUAUAAUAUAAUAUAAUAAUAGUACGAUAUAUUAUACAUAUAUAUAUAUGUUACUUGCACUCACGAUCAUAAUCGUUUCGCGAGUUUCAGUAAGUCUUAAGGCUGGUUCCUAGAGACAAAAAAUUUGUUUCAUUAAUUCAAUCGUCAUACGUAUUAUUAUAAUUUUUCUUUAUAUAUGUGUGUUCAUUAAUCAUACAUAUUCAUUUGCCUCAUCGAUAUAUUAAUAGUCUUCUAAUAUAAUUAACGCGUUACUUAACCGUUAGAAAGAAAUUCUUUGUGCCACGCGUUUUAAGGACGAUUUUUUCGUUUGUUUCUUUAUUUAUUUUCUUUUUUCAUUAUUUUUUUCUUUACGUCUUCGUCGCACACACGAUUUAAAUGAACGUAAUUAUUUAUACGCUUCGAUGGCUACGACGCUGCCUGUGAAAUAUUAGAAAAAUGAAAAGAAAAAAAAAAAAAUGAAAAAAGCUGAUAAAAUAAAAUCGAUAAAAUCAAAUAAAAAACAAACGAACGAACGAACGAACAAAACAAAAAGCAACAAAUAAAAAGAAAAUCGGAGAAAAUUGAAACGAGACGAAAAAAAAAAACGCUUCGACAGAUUUAGCGCGAUAGAAGGGAUGAUAGUAAAUUAAUUACGAAAUUUCUUUUUGCGGGAUACAAAAUUCAACGAGUUCGAUUUGAACAGUUUCAAAGGGGAAAAAGAAAAACAAAAUAAAGAAAAAUAAAAAAGAAAAAGAAAGGAAAAGCAAUAUAUAUAUAUAUAUAUAUAUAUAUAUAUAUAUAAAAAAUGAUUCUAAACGUAUUUCGCGCGUUCAGAAGAUCUAUCUUUUAAACUUGAAAAGAUUAAACGAAAAUAUAAAACGCAAAACAGAAGAAACGACAAAUGUGAUUUUUUUUUUUUCAUUUGAAUAUCGUUAGAAUCGAGCUCGUACAUUUUUGAAUCUAGUCCUUUAUCACAGCUGACGAUUGAACGUCAUUUAGACGUUACAUAGCAGUAUAUAGAAAUAUAUACAUAGGUAUUAUAUACAUAUAUUAUAUAUGACGCAUUGGUACAUACAUAUUUCCUUAUUUAAUCCGCUUUUUUAUGGUCGAAUAAAAUACGAGAAGAGUGAAGGAUGUGUCUUCUAACUAAUAAUAAAAAUAAUAAUAAUAAUAAUAAAUAAUAAUAAUAACAAUAAUAUUAAUAAUAAUAAUAAUAAUAAUAAUAAUAAUAAUAAUAAUAAUAAUAAUAAUAAUGCAGGAGCCUUCUAAAAAUUGAUUUCUAUUAAUAUUAUAACGAUAUGUAUUAGAGAGAUUUUCUUAGAUAAUAGAUUAUUAGAUAAAACUCUUUUUGCGUGCGAGUGUUAACCACGUUAACUGUACCGGCGAUGGCUGAUGAUGUGAAAAUAUUUAUAUUGUUUAUUAUCAUUAUUAUUUAAUAUCUUUAUUAAUUAUCAAUUAAUUUAAUUUCUUUUUUCUCUCCUUGUUAUAUUGUUGAUAAUAUAUUUUCUUCUUUUCAUUAUUAUUCUCUCUCUCUCUUUUUUUUUUAUUAUUAUUAUUUUUCCUCUAUAUAAAUCUAAUCGCUUGACGUUGCGAUCAUGGCUUAAAGUUAUAUUUCGUUCGUUGUAUUUCUAAAAGGAAAAAAGAAAAGAAAAGAAAAAAAAAAAAAAGUUGCGCGAUGUGAUGAUUCGUUUUUUUUUUUUUUUCUUUUUUUGUUUACUUUUCUUUUUUAUCUUUAAAAAAAAAAGAAAGAAAAAAGAAAACAAAUAAGUGCAAUAUUUUUCCUUUAUUUAUGUUGAAUUAAAUUAAUUGUUAAAUACGAACUAAUAAACGAACAAAGAAGGAUUUGAUUUAAAUGAUAACUUAAUCCAAGAGAUAUGAGUACUUAUUUAUAUUAUACAUAUAUUUAUAUAUUAUAUAUAUAUAUAGAUAUAUGUAUGUAUAUGUAUCUGGUACUAGUUUUCGUGGAAAGUAACAAACGCACCAGUGCAAUGUCCUGCCAAUGCAAUAAUUUACGCGAGUAUUAUACUAAAUAUAUGUGCAUAUAUAUAUAUGUAUAUAUAUAUAUAUAUAAUAUAUGUAUACGUAUAUAUGUACAUAUAUAUACGUAUUAGCGAUUAUUAUAUAGUAAUGUAUUAAUGCAUGAAGAGAUGUUGAAAUUCACGUGAAACAUAAGCACGAAUUUUCACUCAACAAUUUAAUAUAUACGUACACACAUACACAAACACAUACUAUUAUAAACAUAUAAUAUUAUAAUUACACACGAACACAUACAUACGAUUAAGCGUAAUAUAGCGUAAAUUUAUUGAUGAUAAAUUUUGUAAAGCUUAGCGAUUUGAUAUAUAUACAAGAAAAAGGGCGAUCGACUUUUGGUCUCCUCAAAAAAUUAUAAUAACAAUAAUAAUAAUAAUAAUAAUAAUAAUAAUAAUAAUAAUAAUAAUAAUAAUAAUAACAAUAUUAAUAAUAUUAUUAUUAUUAUUAUAAUCGAGUGUGUAUAGUUUCUGCACGAUUUGCGAUUAAUGAAAAUGGUAUUUUUCUAUGAUAGCUAAUUAAAAAGUGUUGCUGUAUAAUCUCGUUCGUGUCGUGUAAAAGGUAACGAGUAUAAUCGAGUCAAUGUGAGAGUAUUUAUUCGAUUUUUUUUCGAUAUAUAUAUGUAUAUGUAUAUAUAUAUAUUUUUUCAAAUCUUGGAAGAUCGAUUUUUUUUCUAUAAACAAAUAAAAAUUCAAUUUUUUUAAAAUCACAUAUAAGGUUGUGCAACUUUGAAUUUAUUAUAUAUUACGUAUUUAUUAAAUUUGCUUUUCAUUCUGUUGUCAAAAAAUUUAUUAUUCUUAUUUCGUUGUAUUUAUCCAAAGUGUUUAUUAUAUAUAUAUAUAUAUUUGUUUUUAUUAUAUCAAUUAUAUAAUGAAUAAUCGGUAUAAAGUGAUAUAAUUAUGUUGUACUAGGAACAAAAUUUUUUUUUUCCGUAUUUUUUUCCUUACAGUUAGUAUUAUAUAAUUAUACUAAUACAUAUAAAUAAAUUAUACGAUAUUUACAUAUACUGGUAAUAUUAUUGCAUAAUUAUUAUAUACUUACACUAUAUACUAGUAAUAUUUUGCUUAUAGUAUAUAUAUAUAUAUAUAUAUAUAUAUAUUAGAUAAUAAUAUAAUAAUAAUUAUUAUAAUUAAAUAUUAGUAUAAUUAUAUUAUACUACUUUUACAUUACAUAAUUCCUUUUUUUUUAAACACCUACAAUUACAAUUGAUUUAUAGAAGAUUAAUUAAAAAUUGUAUUUUACACACACACACACACACAUAUGUGAAAUAAUUGAAUAUUUACUCUCUAUAUUGCAUACUCAAAAAAAAAAAAAUUGCAAAACUUUGACCAUAUAAAUCGAUCGUCGUUAUCUUUCGUCCGUUGCUUUCGAGAUCGUGAUAAUUCCAUCUGCCUUUUUUUGCAUUAACAAAUAAUUAAUAGAAAUAGUCCAUUUAGGUAAAUCUACAUUCGAAUAUGUAGCCACGUAAUAUUCAGAAUAAAAAAAAAAAAAUAGGAAGAAUUAAUAGUGUAAUACAUAUACGUACAUACAAAAUAUCUAAGUUUAAUAAUCAUUUAGAUUUAUCUAUUUUCAAUCGUCUUUCGAAGAAGAUACAUUGUAGAAAGUGAUUUUAAUUCAAGAAUUAUGAUCAGAGCAAUCGCACAAUCUUGAUUUUGUUUUUGUUUAAUUCUUUCUUUUUUUAUUUCCUUUCCUUUUUCUUUUUUUUUUUUGUUUUGUUUUGUUUUCUUUUUUCAUUCACGUAAAUUGCUCGAUUAAUCCAAUAGUUCUUGAAAAAAAAAAGAAUAGAAAGAAAAAAAUUGCUUUCUAAUUACAAUUAGAUAAUUAUUGUACGACGAUGUUUUAGAUAAUUAUUCGACGACGAUGAUGUUUUAAAUAUGUUUUAGAAAAUUCUUCGACAAGCGAGAGAUGUUCGUUCGGAAAUGAGUCAAAUAUUAUUUCCCAAUUGUUACUCUAAUUCUUAACGUUUUGAAAUUUUCUAUAAACUUACUUUUUCCUCGUACUUAUCUCGCUAAUGCAAUGAUAUACAUAUAUUCGACUCGAGUUCUUCAGAAUGAUAUUUUUCUCAAAUCCGAAUCGUAAAAAAUACUAUGACAGAUCCAAAAGAUCCAUGUAAUUGUAAAACGAGAAAGGAAGUAAAGAAUAUGUUUCACGAAACAUACCAUGAAAAUAUUUCGUAUAAUUUAAAAAUAAAUAAAUAAAUAAAAGAAAGAGAAAAGAAAAAAAGGAGAAGAAGAAAUAAAGGAUCUCACACACAUCGGAUCUUCGAGUACGAUCGGUUGCGUAAACGAAGCGUCGAUGCGAAAAAAAAUAGUAAAAAUUAAUUAAAUGAUAAUAAUAAAUAAACAAAUAGAUAAAAGGAAAACACAAAAAAAAAAUAAAAAAUAAAAAAAAGUGAAAGAAAGAUUGAAGGCAAAUAAAGAAUAAAAUUUUUGUGUAUUCCCAUUUUUUAUUUUAUUUCAUUUUACUUUACUUUACUUUACUUUAUUUUAUUUUAUUUUAUUUCAUUUCGUUUGAAGAAAAAUAACUGAAAAUAUUACAAACACCAUAAAAAAAAUAUUACGUAUGGUGUAAUGUAAAAGUCGAAGAAGAAGAAGGAUCUCAGGCUUACCGGAUCUUCGAGUAAACGGUAUGAAAAAGAAAUAGUAAAAAAUAAUUAAAUAAUAAUAGCAAUAAUAAUAACAAUAAUAAUAGUAAUAAUGAUGAUAAAACAAACGAACAAAAACUGAAGAUAAACAAAAACCAAAAUUGUUUCAAAACAUUUCGUCGUAAUAUUUUAAAAGAAUCUGAGAAAAUAAAAGUGAGAGCUAAUCCUGA
Messenger RNA from Vespula vulgaris, 10650 nucleotides. It is a transcript of the gene ssp3, whose product is annotated as S phase cyclin A-associated protein in the endoplasmic reticulum. The transcript is spliced from 16 exons. The coding region runs from base 543 to 5603 and encodes 1686 amino acids. NCBI's taxonomy places the organism in Eukaryota, Metazoa, Arthropoda, Insecta, Hymenoptera, Vespidae. The record is from RefSeq and is a predicted model, not a curated record.